UCAUUUAUUCGGCCAAAUGUGCUUAAAAGUGGGCGCAGUACUAAUCGGAGCAGAUUUUUAUUUUGCCUUUUAAAGAAAAAAUCCAAACGAUGCUGUUUAUUUCCGGGUGUGAAGCAAACGCAACACUGGUCUGUCCAACAGGAGGGGAAAAACGAUUCUGUUGUGGCGUGGAGCUGGGAGGGAUGAUUACUGAGCAGCUUCUCCAGUACAUAAAUACACACCCCCUGUUACUGAGCGCAACAAUAAAGCCAAGGCGCCGGUAGGAAGAGGAAAAAUCUGCCCUAACUUCUGAUAGCUGAAUCGUCUGUUUGGCGAGGGCCAUGCAACCCCUGAAGAAGUACUUUACAGAAGGCCUAAUUCAGGUGGCCAUUGUCCUCAGUCUAGCUGGGAUGCAUGUAGAUGUGGAUCCUUACCUUCCUCCUCCACAUAACCUCAAUAUCCAAAGCCCAGAUCUGACCCAGAGCCAGUUUGGCAACCUCCAGAAUUCUCCACAAGGUUAUGGUCUCCACAUGAAGAGCCCAGAUGUGGAAGCCUCUGUUCCAGUUCCCAGGUUGUUGCACUGGGUGCACUCUCUGCGGCACCUGAACAUUCCAGCAGCACAGCUUGAGGCCUGGCUGGUCCACAGUGAGUCUGACAACAGCGGAAUGACUCUACCUGGCCUAACAGAUUCCUGGGAUGGUGGUGAUGAGCUGGUGGACAUGGAGGACUCAGCAAGUUUGACUAUGAGGAUGGGAGGUGGAGGGAUUGGAGAAUUGGGGAAUGAUCCAUUUAUGGAUGAUGGAAGCUUAGGGGUGGUGACAACACUUUCAAGAAGUCAGAUGGAUAGUGAAGACGUUAAAGAGGAAGCAGAUGAACUUUCACUAUGGCAGCAAGAAUUCAACCAAAAUAUCCACCAGGAUCAGCUUCGUCAAGGACAAAGUCAGUACUUCAGUCUGCUUAAUGAAGACGAUGAGGAUGAGCUCAUGAUGGACGGCUGGCAGCAUGCAAACCCGUUUCGUAACCCAUUGACCGGCAUGCAAGAGGAUGUACAGUCUCACUCCCUGUCUACUGAGGAAUGUCUGCAAUUGCUAGAGGCUGGUUUGCCCCUAGGAAAUGAGCAAUAUUUGGCAGAUCCUGAUCCAGUGAGAACAGAUGAAGACCUAUUGCAACACAAUGGGUCUCUUUACUCCUCUAUGUUAUCUCAACAAGAGCCUGUGAUGGACCUAGAACAGCAAUGGCAAGAUGUUUUGGCUGUCUUGGGACCACAGGACACGAACGCAGAUGACUUAUUGGAUAGUUCUCACUUCAGUAAUGAAGGAAGAACAAGAGAAACCAGGACGUUGGAGAAUCCCAUGCAGCAGAAUCUAAGCCUAGAUCAAUCUGUUUUUUCAAGAUCCAGUCAGAUCUCCUUUGCAAGCAACACAGCCAGCAGAGACGAGAAUUACCUUUCUAACCAGAACAAUACCUCUUUGAAUGUUUCAGACGACUCUAACGUAAAUUUGAAUUUUAACGACCCGGAAAUCAUAGACUUUCUUUUGUCGUCUACACCAGACAGCUCAAAUAUCAACAUGCCCAGUUUCCCUCUGGAGGAAGCAAGCCAGUCGAGUCUUUUUGGUCCUCUGUUAAAAGAAUCUAUGCUUGAUGAGAAUAAUCUGUUGGAUCUAGCACUGGAGAAUGAAUCUGGCCAGUCAGAGGUUUUCAAAAAAGAGGAACAAACAGACUCUGACUCUGGACUGUCCUUAGACUACAGCCAAAGUCCAGUUUCCCCAAGUAGGUCUGAAUCCUCAUGUUGCUCGUCGUCCUCCAGCUCAUCAUCGAUGUCCUCGACAUACUCGGUUCCUGAGGAGGGGGCUGUAGGAUACACCCGCAUCAAAGAGGAACCGAUGGAUGAAGAAGGUGCAGUUGGAGGUUAUUCUCCAGAACAAAACAAAAUGUGCUACACAGAUUACCUGCAAUUCCAGUAUUCACCCUGGUUUGAGCAUAUAGUCCAUGAUCAUACCUACAACCAGCCCCAACACACCAAUCAAAGAAAGCCUCCCAAAGAGUACUCUGAAGAGCCUCUGGAAUAUAAAUUCCAAGAAGAUCUUCAGACCAAGGAUGAGAAGCGAGCACGUUCCAUGAGGAUUCCAUUUUCAACUGACCAUAUUAUUAACUUACCUGUUGAAGACUUCAAUGACCUUCUUGCCAAGCACCACUUAAGUGAGUCUCAACUCGCACUUAUUAGAGACAUUCGGCGUAGGGGCAAGAACAAAGUCGCUGCGCAAAACUGUCGGCGCAGGAAGUUAGAUAUCUUGCAGGAUUUGGAACGUAGUGUUGAUGGCCUGCGGCGUCACCGUGCAAGACUGCUCAGAGAGAAAUUGGACGUUCUGCACUCAGUUAGAGAGAUGAAACAACGCCUUAAUGACCUCUAUCAAGAGGUGAGGAGUAGACUCGGGGAGGUGGAAAGGAUUCCCUGCUCAGCCAUGGACUUUACUCUGCAACCAGGCAAUGACGACCAUGUUUCAAAAUCCAGACGGAAGUCUGGCAAGAAGCAAAAAGACAAGGAGUGAGGAGGAGACUGAAUAAUUCAUGUUCUGUUUGCGCCAGCAAGCCAGACGUUGCAAGAUUCAACGGAGAGGUCACGACAGACAUUGCCUAACCAUUCAUUUUGCAGUGGAGUCGAUUUCUGCUGUCAUUUGGUGGCUAAAAAUACAUCCAGCUACAGUUAUAUGAAGUGGUGGAUGGAGGAACAUGCGCAGUUUAUAAGGAAGCAAAGCAUCCACAUUAACAGACAUGUAUCAGUAAAUCAGUGUUAAAUUUACAACAAACCUCAUCUCUUUGAAAAUGGAGAAGUUACUGGCAGUGAUAACACUGGAUUCAUCCUAAAGUAGUGGGGGCUGGGCACCUCCAGUGGGUCUCCUUUUUUUUUUUUUGGUUUUGUUUGUUUUUAAUUUAUUAAUGUAUUUUUUUUUUUACAGUGCAGGAAAUUACAGGCCAUCAUUAUCAAAAUUAGAUUUAUUAUUGAGUUCUUACAGUUACUAAAUCUGUCCAUCAGAAACAAGUAGCCCUAUAAAUAAUGACCUGAAUCUGAUGUGCUCUACCAAGGGAAAGAUCAGGAAUAAGAAGCUACAAUAAAUAGCAAUAACAUCACAAAUGCAAAUAUUGAACAUCAUAGAACACUGGCGCUCAGAAAUAAAUCUCUGUGGAUUGUGUAAAAGUUAAUUUACACUUAAAGGGGUCCCUGGUUGGGAAAAGGCCUGGUCCUGAAAGAGGUUCUGUGUUAUGAGAGCAGGACUGUUAGAACCGUAAAACAUGGUGCUAUUCUAGAAGUUUGGAAUAAACAAGUAGAAAGACUCAGAUCCCAGAAUUAAUGCAGUGGCUAUUAUUGCCCCCAUGACAAAGAAUAAACUACACCGUAGAAGACGACAUUACAGGCAAUACUGAUAAGAUGUUGAUCAAAAGGGAAUAACUCUCAUGGCUCGUAAAAACCUUAAUGUCAGUGAAGUCUAGCUCAGAUGUUAUUCAAAUCCUGUUAUCUGCUGAAUGUGUUUUGUGAUUCAACAAACAUUUUUACUGUCAGUGGUUACACACAUCUUUAAGCAUUGUUUUUUUUUGGUACUUGUUUUGUACUUCUCUUCUGUACUGUACGAGUCCUUAAUGUUGCAUUGAUCAGUUUUGCAUUUGCCGUAUGAUAUUUUCUUACUUUUUUUUGUGCGAGUUGACAAGCCGGGCUUGUUUUCUGUUUGAUUAAAGAGAUUAUAUACCA
Molecule: messenger RNA, 3724 nt
Organism: Hemibagrus wyckioides
Lineage: Eukaryota; Metazoa; Chordata; Actinopteri; Siluriformes; Bagridae
Gene: nfe2l1a
Product: nfe2 like bZIP transcription factor 1a
Exons: 6
Coding region: 321-2528 (735 amino acids)
Biological process (GO): regulation of transcription by RNA polymerase II
Cellular component (GO): nucleus
Molecular function (GO): RNA polymerase II cis-regulatory region sequence-specific DNA binding; DNA-binding transcription factor activity, RNA polymerase II-specific
Source: RefSeq, a predicted model, not a curated record